AUGGAACGCAAGGAUUUGUACGAAAUCUUAGUUAGGUUGCAAGUUGGUUUUAGAGGGGGAAGAGGAAAGAGAGAGAAAGACCUGACUGGCAAGACCAUCAACCUUGAGGUUGAGCCCAAUAACAUCACUGAGAAUGUCAAAGCUGAAAUCCAAGACAAGGAGGGCAUCCUACCUGAACAGCUAGAGAACGGCUGCACUCUCACAGACUACAACUUUCAGAAAGUGUCCACCCUGCACUUGGUGCUUCAUCUGAGGGGUGGUAUCGUCAGACCCUCCCUCCACCAGCUUUCCCAGAAGUACAACUGUCAUAAGAUGAUCUGUCACAAGUGUCCCUCCCACCUGCAUCCACGUACUGUCAACUGCCAUAAGAAGACUUGUGACCAUACCAACAACCUGUGUCCUAAAAAGGAGGUCAAAUAA
Molecule: messenger RNA, 420 nt
Organism: Pipistrellus kuhlii (Kuhl's pipistrelle)
Lineage: Eukaryota; Metazoa; Chordata; Mammalia; Chiroptera; Vespertilionidae
Product: ubiquitin-60S ribosomal protein L40-like
Exons: 2
Coding region: 1-420 (139 amino acids)
Biological process (GO): modification-dependent protein catabolic process; protein ubiquitination; translation
Cellular component (GO): cytoplasm; ribosome; nucleus
Molecular function (GO): structural constituent of ribosome; protein tag activity; ubiquitin protein ligase binding
Source: RefSeq, a predicted model, not a curated record